CUAACCAUUUCAAAAUGUUAUCUGAUUUAGACAAGACAUUUCAGGAAAUCACAAAGUUUCAAGGGACUUUGCAGUUGCAUAAAGUCCGUUAUAUAUUUCUAUAUUUAGCGAAUGACCAUUUGGCCUUUUAUCAUGACUUAAUUGACGGAUUACCAGUCAACGAAUUAUGGCAAAUUAUAAAAAUUCCAAUGCGAACCAUCCACUUUAAGCCUGGCCAAGAGCACCUGUUGGCUUCCAGACAAUAGCACCUAGGCGAGGCUUACUUAAAUUACAAGUGUCCGGCUUAUAAGCUGGCACGUCACCAUCUCUGUGGGGUGAAAUAGGAACAAGAUAAAUGCAUUUGUUUCGCAUCCGUGGCGCUGAUUAGGUGAUAUUACAUCGCAGGACCAAAGGACACAGGAUGUGCAGGAUGAUGUGGGGGGGCCUUAAUGCACUGCAAAUUGAAAGAGGAAACGCAGCUACGACUGAAACUGACGCACAAGCAGGCCCAUUGCCCCCCUCUUCUCUUUCCCUCGAAAAAUGAGGGGGGGGCUCUUUGCCACUGCAGCGGCUGAUGUAGCUAAAUUCAAUUUCCAGUAGUUUGCAUUAAUUUCCCGGCUUAUGCCGACCGCCAGAGUGCGCCACUCACUUUCCGCCCCCGAUUACCCCUCCCACACUUUUCCCUCCCUACUUUCACAUUCAAUCAAAAACAGCAACAGCUUUCGCUGUUUGAGAAAGAUAGAGAAAGAGAGCGCUAUGGCGAGUGAAUGCUGUGGAAAAUCCAGCGAGUCGAGGGAGAAAUUUCCUCAUUUUGCAAACGCAUCUGUAGCUGUGUGCUCGUGUAUCCUGUGGCUCGAUUUCAGGCGCAGGAUAUUCGUUUAGCCGCCGACGCGAGAUGCCGAUGCCAUGGAUGCUGGCCGGGCUUUAACGAAUUUCCCCACAUUUUAGUCUUCGUUUGCCGAGCGUCGUGCGCGCAAGUAUCCCUCAGAUACGCGGAUAGACGGCCUCCAAAAAAAAAAAAAAAAAACAAUAAAAAAAACAACAAGAUAUACCCAGAACAAAAAGAAAGUAAAAUCUGAAGAAAAAACAAUAUACAACCAAAUUCGAGGGCAAAAAAAACCAAUAAAACCAAUGAAAAAGAAACGCAAACGUGCAAAGUGUAACUGAAAACUCCAUCAUUUUCUUCAGCAAAAAAGCUAAAAGGAAAAAAACACAUAUUUUCCUCCAGCUCUAUACAUAAUUCAAAGGCAGCAGCAGCUUUUGCAACUCUUCGGGAACCCAAAAAUGAGUUCGUUUUAUGAAUCAAACGGAGGUGGAGAUUAAUUACGAAAGGACACACUCACCCGUGGGUGAAAGCUUUAGCAAUGAGCUGCCUGCACUUGAAGAACUUCAAAUGCGCCAAGCGGUCGCAAUCUUUAACCAGAAGUUAAGCAACUGAAUAUCAACCCAUUAAUAUACACCAAACUCAAGCGAAUUUCUUGGCAAGAAAUCUUUGCCAAAAAAGAAAAACUAUUGGAAAGUGUUUCUAAACGAGUGGCUUUAAGUAUGCCACCGCUCAAGCAGCUGGAGGCGGUGCUACCGGUGGUGCUGGCCCUUCUGUCAUUACUCCUGGUGGAUCCCUCGUUUGCCCAGCGACCGCUGAUCAUGAACCACACCUUCAGCUCGCUGCCAAUGUCCCAGCACCCGAGCUUUAACAGUUGGCCAGGUGCCUCCGGAGGAAAACAGCUGCGAAAUGGCAGACUCCAUGAGCAACCUUUGCCCCUGCCGCAACCUACUUUGCCGGUGGCCACGCAGUACGAGGAUUACGAGAUGGCACCGCCAGGGUCACGAAGGGAUAACAAACGACGGUUGGCCCAGAUGGCUCAACGCCCCGGUAGCGGUAAUGGCGGGCGACGUGGCAUGGAAUCCCUGCGAAAAGAGCUCAUGAAUCCCUCGGUUGGUGGUCCAGGCGGGGGAAUAUCGGGCGGAAGUGCCGGUUAUCCUUCAUACUCUGCCACCUCAUCCAUAGGCCGAAUCGAUGGACUAGGUCAGGGCAUUGGAUCUGCGGAUCGUUAUGGAUCCUUGUACGAACAGCUCAAGCAACCCAGUGGUAUGGCAGCCAUGACAGCUGGUCCUCAGGGUGGUCCCUACUCCACUAGGUUUCCCCCUCUAUACGGUGUGGACGACCAACCCAAGCGCCCGAAUCAGCGUAAGAACUCCAUAAGCGAGCUCUACAAGCUGAAAAAGGCCCUUAACCAGGCAGAUGAGCCUGCCGGCGGGGUAACGCAUGGAAACUUUGAAGGAGAUCCGCAGCCAUCGUCGGCAGAUCCACUACAGGAAAUCAAGGAUCGCAUACGACAAACUCCACCAAAUGCGAACACCUACGCCCCAUACACGGAUGCCACGCCGUCAUCAGAGUACGAAUACGAGCUGGGUGUUAAAUGCAAUUUCGAGACGCCGUGCUCUUGGACCUGGGGAAACUACACAGACGGCUUUCAAGUUAUAUCCGGCACGGAGUUGUCCAAGCGGAAUCUGACAGGACUAUUGCCAGGACCUGCAGCCGAUAGUAUCGAUGAUGCCAACGGACACUUCCUGUAUGCCCGAGUAAGCCCGUCUUCAAGGCCUCUGAAUCUCACCUCACCGGAAUUUAGCACAACGAUGGAGAAGUGUUUUCUGGAGGUGUAUAUGCAUCAGAGCGACAUGAACUAUGGACUCUCGAGGGUUGUAGUGGAGCCACUUCAUACGGCCGAAAGCAGUUGGGUGCCAGCCGAAAUCCUGGGCGAUAAUGUCCGUCAAUGGACCAGGAAGGUAUAUCGUCUGGGUCGCGUUUCACGCGAUUUUCGUAUAGUUUUCGAGGUGGUUCCCGAUCUGCGUCCUGGCCAAAAGGGUCAUGUGGCGCUGGACAACUUGCGAAUGGUCAACUGUUUCCCAGAGGGUACCAAGUCGGAGAAGUGCAGCACAUCGCAGGUUAAGUGCACUGCCAAUAAGGUGCCCGUGUGCAUCCACCUGCCGAGAAUCUGCGACAUCACCAGGGAUUGUGACGAGGCGGAGGAUGAGCAACAGUCGUGUGAUAAAAUACCCUACGGUGGACGCUGUGACUUCGAGGAGGACUGGUGUGGCUGGCGGGACUCAGGAAAGACCACUCUCACCUGGUCGCGGCACACCGGAUCCUCACCAACUCACGAUACUGGACCUGACGGCGAUCAUACGAUGCAGCAUUUACAGAACAACACCAGUGGCUACUAUAUGCUGGUCAAUAUGAAUCAGCAUAUGAACAAUACGGAAAAGAACUCGAUCAUAGGAUUUGCCAGUAAUGCAAUUAUGGUCAGUAAGACCUUCAAUCCGCCUCCAUCGGUACAUGGAAAUCCAGAUUCUGCCUAUCGUAACUCCUGUGUGGUGAGGUUUUUCAUCCAUCAAUUCGGCAAGAAUCCGGGUAGCAUUAAUCUCUCCGUGGUGGAGAUGAAAGAAAAGGAGAACAUCACCACAACGCUUUGGUGGAGCACUAAGAAUCAGGGCAGCGAUUGGCUGAGAGCUGAAUAUGUGCUGCCUAACAUUACUUCCAAAUACUAUCUUCAGUUCGAGGCUCGAAUGGGCAUGAGAAUCUAUUCGGAUGUGGCUGUAGAUGACUUUUCAUUGAGUCCCGAAUGCUUUGGCCUCAAUAUCCCGGAAGAUCACCUCGGUGGCUAUAACUACUGGGACGUUCGACAGAAUCUAAAGAGCCCAACCUAUAAAGACUUUGAAUACACAAACUAUCUUGAGCUUACUAGCUGCGACACUCGUGGCAUGAUAGGACCUUCCCAGGCGCAAUGUGAAGCUGCAUAUAAGGAGCAAAAUAAAACUCACGUCCUUCGGGAAGUCCAUGUGGUGGAGGAUCAGAGCAGCUACAAAGGCAUGCAAAAGUGGAAGGUUCCUCACGAGGGACACUACACAAUCAUUGCCAAGGGCGCCAGUGGAGGUCUCGGCUCGGGUGGCGUUGGCAGCUCUCGAGGAUCGGUGGCUGUUGCUGUUUUGGAGCUUCACAAACACGAGGAACUAUACUUCCUUGUGGGACAACAGGGCGAGAAUGCCUGCAUCAAGUCCAUGGGAGUCCUCAAAGAAGCUGGUUGUGGCACCGAUCAUGACCUGGAUUUGGGCCAAUAUAGCUUCCGUUCCAAACAGGAUAUGGUCAAGAAAAUCUAUAUAGAAAACGGUGCCGGUGGCGGUGGUGGUGGAUCGUACGUGUUCCUCCUUAAUCAGGCCAAGAACGAGGCAGUACCUCUCUUGGUAGCUGGUGGUGGCGGUGGUCUCGGAAUCGGACAGUACAUAGACGAGGACUUCCAGCAUGGUCAAAAGGCAAAGCCCUUGCAGGCACCGGAAAGUGGGCAGAUCAAUGGAGAGCCGCUGAACAAAAAGACAGCUGGUCCUGGUGGUGGAUGGCGGGCUAAGGAGGAUCAGGCCUUGAGUCCAACCUAUGGAGCUGCUCUCCUUCAGGGCGGACGUGGUGGUCACUCCUGCUAUGUGGAACUGGCGGACAAUGGUACUUCAGUUCACCGACAUGGCCAAGGUGGUUUCGGCGGUGGCGGAGGUGGCUGCAAUACCGGCGGUGGAGGUGGUGGCUACGCUGGUGGAGAUGUCUAUCUAACCGAGUCGAAUGGCGAGGGAGGUAGUUCAUACAUCAGCCCCAGCCGUAGCCUCCGGGAGAUAAGCGAUAUACAUGCAGGAGCCAGCAGUGGACCAGGUGCCAUCAUCAUUAUCCCGGCGAUUGAGGGCUGUGGCUGCGACUACAGGUGCGUGGCUUUGGAUGAGUUCCGAUCGAAGGUGAGAUGCAUCUGCCCGGAUGGCUGGAGUUUGAAGAGAGACAACCAUACAGCCUGCGAGAUACGCGAGGAGGCGGGCAAGUCAUCCUUCCAGUAUCUCGUCUCCAUUCUAAUGAUCUCCCUGGCCGUUCUCUUCAUCUGCAUUGCGGCGCUCAUCUUUAUGCUGUACAAUCGCUAUCAACGAAAGAAGCAGUCGAAGAAGCGCCAUAAGAUGCUCGUGGAGCAGGAUCUUCAAUUGACACGCUUACGGAACAACAUCGACGACUCAAAUCUGAACAACUUUAAUCCCAACUAUGGAUGUGAUGGUAUCCUCAAUGGCCACAUCGAUGUCAACAGUUUACCCCAAGUGGCACGCGAUAGUCUCCAGUUGGUUAAUGCCCUGGGCAAAGGUGCUUUUGGAGAGGUAUAUAUGGCUCUAUAUCGCCAUCGAGAUGGAGAUGCUGUUGAAAUGGGGGUGGCAGUGAAAACCCUGCGCGAAGAUCCCAAGCGAGAAAAGGAGGAGGAUUUCCUUAAGGAGGCAGCCAUAAUGGCCAAAUUCAACCAUCCGAAUAUGGUGCACUUGAUAGGCGUCUGCUUUGAUCGUCAGCCGUAUUAUAUAGUCUUGGAACUACUGGCUGGCGGGGAUCUACAGAAGUUCUUGAGGGAGAAUAGAAAUACCCCAGAACGACCUUCCCUCUUAACGAUGAAAGAUCUUCUAUUCUGCGCCUUGGACGUGGCUAAAGGAUGUCGGUAUAUGGAAAGCAAGCGAUUCAUCCAUCGGGAUAUCGCCGCCAGAAAUUGUCUACUGAGCAGCAAAGGUCCUGGUAGAGUAGUGAAAAUCGCCGACUUUGGCAUGUCCCGAGAUAUCUACAGAUCGGAUUACUAUCGUAAAGGAGGCAAAGCGAUGUUGCCCAUCAAAUGGAUGCCACCGGAAGCCUUCCUUGAUGGCAUAUUCACUUCCAAGACAGAUGUCUGGUCCUUUGGCAUACUCCUGUGGGAAGUCUUCAGUCUGGGCCGUUCACCAUAUCCAGGUCAGCAUAACACUCAAGUGAUGGAACUGGUGGUGCGUGGCGGUCGAUUGGGGUCACCCACCGAGUGUCCCGUCUCCAUAUACAAGGUCAUGGCCGACUGCUGGAAUCCCACGCCAGAGGAUCGGCCAACAUUCAUUACGUUGCUGGAGCACCUGACCGCCUGCACCCAGGAUCCAAGCAUAAUGAAUGCUCCAUUGCCCAACAUUCUGGGCCCCACAGCCUCCGAAAGGGACGACACUGUUAUCAGGCCACCCAAUGGCGAGGAGUUCUGUUUGGCGGUGCCAGAUUAUCUGGUGCCCUUGCCACCAGGUGGUAGCAGUAAUCCAUCGGUGGCCAGUGGUUCCGGCUAUGUUCCGGAGUCACAACGUCAACAGAUGAGCUCCUGCACUCCGCCGGCGGUCACCUCACCCGCCGCACCACAUCCAAGGCCGGUGGAGAACUUAGCCCCGACCAGUGGAGAUUGCUGGGAAACGUCCUUUAUACUACCAAACUCCAAGGUUGAACCACCCGUAGCUGGUAGUGGUCAUGAUGUCCCACUGGCUUCCGGGGAGGAGGCCAAACUGAUCAGCUUGGACACACCACAGCCCACACCAACCACCAUCCAACCACCCCUAUCCUUUGCCUCCCAGCUAGAUGGCAUCACAUUGGAUCCCUCGGCCCUGACCAAGGGUCAUUUGCCCAAUGGCAGUGCCAAGCAGUCGUAUGCCAAUGUUCAGGUGAAAAACGAAACCGAUGGCAAGGUCAUCAAUGGGGUGGUGGGCAAUGGCACGGUGAUGAACGGAGAAGUCUCAACGGGAUCGGGUGGUGCCGAUUCACCCUUCACCAUUCAGGGCUACGCGGAGCGAUACAAGGACAACAACAAUCAUUCCGAAAUCAGUUGUUAAAGGGCACUCAGAAAUAUGGUUUUUCUAGAGUCAGGAUUCUAAUUCAAAGAUCUUAAACUAAAAUUUCCAAAUUAAAAGUGAAAAGUUUCUGCAUAUUUUUGUAAAGAUUUCAAAAAUCUUUAACAAAACAAGUGAAACGAUCAAGGAUCUAUUAAUUAACUAAAAUAAUUUCGAUUUCUGAAUUAUAAUCCUGAUCUCAGACAGCAUCUUUUUCGCUCAGUGAGGCGCCCAGGAGGAGUUCGUCUAGUUUUGGGGCAAUCACAAUUUUGCUUGCGUCUCACCGGCGCAUUAAAUAAAUUUAUUCUCGAAUCACAAAGAGAGAAAAACCGAAAAUUGGGAUAACAAAAACCGAGUGAGAACUUCACAAAAAAAAGAAAUUGUAUUGUAAUUUAAACUUAAAUUUGUAUUGCGUGAAAACGAAACAAAAACAAAACCAAAGUCGGAUUAUGAAAAACAAAAAACAAAAACUGCAAGUAACACAUAAACUUAGUUGGAAUAAAUAGUUUAGUUUUUUACCA
Molecule: messenger RNA, 7166 nt
Organism: Drosophila eugracilis
Lineage: Eukaryota; Metazoa; Arthropoda; Insecta; Diptera; Drosophilidae
Gene: Alk
Product: ALK tyrosine kinase receptor
Exons: 9
Coding region: 1525-6648 (1707 amino acids)
Biological process (GO): cell surface receptor protein tyrosine kinase signaling pathway; regulation of neuron differentiation; positive regulation of kinase activity
Cellular component (GO): membrane; signaling receptor complex
Molecular function (GO): protein binding; ATP binding; transmembrane receptor protein tyrosine kinase activity
Source: RefSeq, a predicted model, not a curated record